Messenger RNA from Linum tenue, 3693 nucleotides. The record is from the annotation of a GenBank genome assembly. NCBI's taxonomy places the organism in Eukaryota, Viridiplantae, Streptophyta, Magnoliopsida, Malpighiales, Linaceae.
CGCAAACCCACACAAAAAUUUUCUCCCAUUCUUCCUUUCCUUCAUUUCUUCUUCCUCCUUUUCCUCUGUUCUUCAUCUCUGAUGCGAUUUUUCAGCUAAAAGGAACCAGCUUUGGGUGGAAAACCAAAAAAAAUGUCUCAGUCCUGCAUAGAGUGUCUCAGUUUAAUCUCAACCGACGAUUUCCGGGUCAUCAAUCGCCGGCCUCCCGCCGCCAUCAAGCUCCCUUCGAUCCCCAUCCAACAGCAGCAACAACAACAACCCAGAUGCCCGCCUUCCCCGGCCGCCGCGCCUCCGCCGCCGGAGCGCCGGGUCGUGGUGGCGAACCACCUCCCCAUCCGGGCCACGCCCGACCCGGACAGGCUGUCGACGGCGCCGUGGAGGUUCGAGCUCGACGAGGACUCCCUCUACCUCCAGCUCCGCGACGGGUUCUCGCCGGAAACAGAGGUCUGGUACGUCGGCUGCCUGAAGCCGGAAAUCGACCCGAGGUAUCACGAGGAGAUUUCACAGACGCUGGCGGAGAAGUUCCGGUGCGUGCCCGUUUUCCUGCCGCCGGAGGUGCUCAACAAUUUCUACCACGGUUUCUGUAAGCACUACCUCUGGCCCCUCUUUCACUAUAUGUUGCCCAUCUCGCCGGCGCACGGCGGCGCCGCCCGAUUCGACCGGAAGAAUUGGCAGGCCUACGUCUCGGCGAACAAAAUCUUCGCGCAGAGAGUGGUCGAGGUGCUGAACCCAGAAGAGGAUUCGAUUUGGAUCCACGAUUACCAUCUCUUACUCCUCCCCACUUUUCUCAGGAAGAAGUAUCACAGAGUGAAAUUAGGGUUCUUUCUCCACAGCCCGUUUCCCUCUUCCGAAAUCUACAGGACGAUUCCCGUGAGGGAGGAGAUCCUUCGGGCUUUGCUCAAUUGCGAUUUGGUAGGGUUUCAUACUUUCGAUUACGCUCGCCAUUUCUUGUCCUGCUGUAGCAGAAUGUUGGGUCUAGAUUACGAAUCGAAGAGAGGGUAUAUUGGAUUGGAGUAUUUUGGGCGAACUGUGAGUAUCAAGAUCUUGCCGGUGGGGAUUCACAUGGGCCAGCUGGAAUCGAUUCUCAAAGGCGGGGAAAUCGUGGAGAAGGUGAAGGAGCUGAAGGAGAGGUUCAAGGGGAAGACUUUGAUUGUCGGGGUUGACGAUUUGGAUAUCUUCAAAGGGAUCAGCCUCAAGUUUCUGGCAUUGGGGAGGUUGCUGGAGCAGAAUCCGGAUUUGAGAGGCAAAGUGGUUCUGGUCCAGAUUUGCAAUCCGGCGAGGAGCAAAGGGAAGGAUGUGCGAGAAGUGGAGGACGAGAUCCAGUCGGUGGCGAAUUCGGUGAAUCGGAGGUUCGGGAGAGGACAAGAUGGGUACAGUCCGAUCGUGUUCAUCAAUGGCGGAGCUCUGACAACUCUGGAGAAAGCUGCUUACUAUGCCGUGGCAGAAUGCUGCGCGGUGAAUUGCAUCAGGGAUGGUAUGAAUUUGGUUUCUUACAAGUACACUGUUUGUAGACAGGGGAGCCCUGUUCUGGACCAGAUGGGUAAUGAUCACGAUGUAGGCAAGGUUGAGAAGAAAAAGAGCGUCUUGAUCGUCUCCGAGUUCAUCGGGUGCUCGCCAUCGCUGAGCGGGGCGAUCAGGGUGAACCCGUGGAACAUCGAGGCAGUGGCGAGCGCAAUGUCUGAUGCGAUCACGAUGAAGGACGAGGAGAAGAGGAUGCGCCACGAGAAGCAUUACAAGUACAUCAGCUCCCACGAUGUGGCCUACUGGGCGAGGAGCUUCGAUCAGGACCUGGAGCGGUCCUGUCGAGAUCACUACAACAAGAGGUACUGGGGUGUUGGAUUCGGUCUCGGGUUCAGGAUCGUCGCAUUGGGUCCCAGCUUCAGGAAGCUCUCCAUCGAGCCGAUCGUGGCUGCCUACAAGAAGACUUCCACCUCCAGCAGGCUCAUCCUGCUCGACUACGACGGUACAAUGACCCCACAAGCAUCCGUCGACAAGUCCCCCAGCGACGAGGUGAUCACCGUCCUGAACCGCCUGUGCGAUGACCCCAGGAACGUAGUGUUCAUCGUCAGUGGGAGAGGCAAGGAGCCAUUGAGCAAGUGGUUCUCCCGGUGCCCCAAAUUGGGGAUCUCUGCUGAGCAUGGUUACUUCACUAGGCUGGACGAGGGAAUCAUCAUGGCAGGCAUGCCUGGUGGUGAUGGACAGCGACUGGAAGAAGAUAGCCGAGCCUGUGAUGGAGCUAUACACGGAGACGACGGAUGGAUCGUUCAUAGAGCACAAGGAGAGUGCACUGGUGUGGCAUUAUCAGGAGGCAGAUGCUCAUUUCGGGCAGAGCCAGGCCAAAGAACUGCUCGAUCACCUCGAGAAUGUGCUUGCCAAUGAGCCUGUUGUUGUCAAGAGAGGCCAGCACAUCGUUGAGGUCAAGCCCCAGGGAGUGAGCAAAGGCAUAGUGGUAUCGAACUUGGUCUCUACGAUGCAAAGCGAGGGCAAGUCCCCCGACUUCCUGCUCUGCAUUGGGGACGAUCGAUCCGACGAGGACAUGUUCGAGUCGAUUGCCAGACAAGUCGAGAACCCACAGUCUCCAUCCAUAGCCGAGGUGUUCGCCUGCACGGUGGGGCAGAAGCCAAGCAUGGCCAAGUACUACCUCGACGACACUAGUGAUGUGAUCAUGCUGCUUCAAGGGCUUGCUAAUGCUUCAGCAGUAGAAAGACCACCACGAAAUCAAGUUUAAUUACAAAAGUAAAGGAAGCAAAAGGUAACCCCUUCUUGAAGUGCAAGUAUAGAAGAGAAGAAAAAAAGGUUAGUGAGAGUUCAAAUUAGGAGACAGAAACAAGACCCUGAAAUGGUAGUAAAAAAGAAAGAAAGAAAAGGUGGAGACUUUGUACAGUUGUUGUCGAUGAUGAUGAUGAUGAUAGAUUUACUGCAGAAGCUUACAGCAUGUUGAUUUCUUUUCCCCCACUGCUUUGUUGUUGCUUUUUUUUUUGGUGAAGGGUUUAUAGUCAACAGUUCUCAUAUUUGACUGAUUCAUAUACACUGAUUCAUUCAUUGCAAGAACAGUUCCAUUUCUUUUGAGAGGUGAUUCUGCAGUUUGGUUAGGUUUUCAAUCAGAUAGGAUAAACACCUGCCUUACUGCCCACUGCUACAAGACCAAAGGCGUUGCCUUGCAUCGUCGAACUUCCUUCUUUCCUCUUGGCAAUUGAUUCAAAAGUUAGUGAUGAGGAAUGAUACUUGGAGUUGGAGAUUGGAUGGGCUUCUUUGUGUCCUUGAGAGCCUGGCCGAGGCAUUGUAGAAAUGUUCAUUUUCUUCAUAGAUUGAGCAGGAUGGCCCAACAGCCUAUUGCUCUAUGAGUGAUUUUGGGAUGAACAUGAUGAACACGGGCUCCAUCGAUCUCCAACUGUCACUUGGUGGGGCGCCUGCAGGUUCUGAAGCUGCAGGCGGCACGUGGAGAACAAGAGUCAGUGGGCAGCCUCCCUGAAGUCCAAAUGGUGAAUUGAACGAUGAGACAAUCGAUUCCGCAGCACUUUUGUACUCUUGUUUUGUCUUUCCCCACCACAAAAGGGAUACUUACAAAAGGUUUAAGAUUUCCGGCAAAAAGUACCAAAAUAUAUAAACCAAGGACUAAGAAAGACGGAGUUGCUUAUUGAGGCUUACACAAUAUAUUCGGGAAUUUACUCAGCCGAGCAGAAAUUUUGGGAG